ACCAUGCAAAUCGACCCAGCCGAUUACAUUGAGGCCCCAGAGGGAGUCACCACGCUUCGUUUCAACAACGAGAAGCAACAGGCCAAAUUUGAGCUUGGUGUGUGUAUGGCCGUGUACAAGUGGGAUGAAUUGAACACCGCCGUGGAAAACUCAUGGGGUGGACCAAACUCCGCUGAAAAGAGAGACUGGAUCUCUGGUGUAGUGAUAGAUUUAUUUGAAGAAAACCUUGUUGAUGUUCAAUUAAUCGAAGAAAGUUUGUUAUAUGCCAUGGUUGAUGAAUUUGACACUGAGAUCGAUAAUGAUUCUGCAUUGGAAAUCGCUGCUCUUGUGGUAAAAAUCUAUAGAGAAAUCCAUUUGGGACAAACCGCAACUGUGGAUACCAUGUACGAAAAGUUCCAAGCCAAGCAAGCAUCUAGAUCUUCCGCUGCCCCAGUAGUUAUUGCAUCCGAUCCAAACAACCCUAGUGAUGAUGACGACGAUGAAGAUGAAGAAGAUGAAGGACAACAAGCACCUGCCUUGGUCCAAGACGACAGCAUGCAAGUUGACGAUGAGCCACAAGGUCCAAUUGUUGAUGAAGAUGGGUUUGAAACUGUCCAAAGAAAGGGACGUAGAGGUGGAAGACGUUAG
Messenger RNA from [Candida] anglica, 627 nucleotides. The record is from the annotation of a GenBank genome assembly. NCBI's taxonomy places the organism in Eukaryota, Fungi, Ascomycota, Pichiomycetes, Serinales, Debaryomycetaceae.